Messenger RNA from Apus apus (common swift), 7137 nucleotides. RefSeq names its product zinc finger protein 638 (gene ZNF638). Gene Ontology annotation, biological process: regulation of RNA splicing. Lineage: Eukaryota; Metazoa; Chordata; Aves; Apodiformes; Apodidae. The record is from RefSeq and is a predicted model, not a curated record. The transcript is spliced from 26 exons. Gene Ontology annotation, molecular function: zinc ion binding; mRNA binding. Gene Ontology annotation, cellular component: nucleus. The coding region runs from base 16 to 6876 and encodes 2286 amino acids.
GCUCGGCUCCUGCGCAUGCGCCCCCUCCCGGCCGCGCCCCGCCCCUCCCCGGCGCAUGCGCAGAGGCGGUUGUCGCGCAGCUCGGGGCCGCGCAUCCCGGGCCGCGGUGCUGGGCCCGGCCCGGCUCGGCUCGGCUCGGCUGGACGGGGCGGCGGGGGAAGACGGAGGAGGAGGAAAGCGGAGGGGAAGGGCUGUUGCGAGCGGCGCGGCUCGGCGGCGGCGCCCCGGCGGAGCUUUGUGUUAUUCUUGGAAAGUUUCGCACCACUUGUGAAUUCCUUGAACCUUGGCAUUGGGAGCCCACUUCUGUUGGGCCCUCCUCCUUUACAGCUUGCACAAAUUAAGACCCAGUUGGCUCUUCAGCAGUUGACCUCACUUGCCACCAGCAGCUCUGCACCCCCUCAUGCUUGGUUCAACCAGGCAUUGCUGAAAAGCACCAUGUUUAGCCCUAGAGGAACUUUACCUCCGAGGCCGAGAGGACCUAAUCCAGCUGGCACAAAGCCUCCGGGAUCCUUUCGGGGAGGAGGUGCAGGAGGUCUUCAGAGAAAGCCUGCAGCUGGGACACCUCAAGGAGCACCACAAAGAUUUUCGGGACAGGAGUCGUUUCAGUGGACGGGUUCCCAGAGGAUAAACGUUCGGGUAACUCUGCACAGGGCUGACCCCAGGCAGGUAAAGGAGAAGACCAACCUCCACCAGGAGCAGAAGGGUGAGCCCCACACGAGCUGCUGGGACAGCAAUCCCCGCCCAGCUGUGACAACUGGACAGAAGCCAUCUGCCUCGACACGGAUCCCGGAGCAGAAUUCCAACGCCCAGAACCGCUACACCCCCGAAAGCGCUUCCAGCAUCUUGGCGAGUUUUGGGCUGUCCAACGAAGACCUGGAGGAGCUGAGUCGCUAUCCAGAUGAACAGUUAACGCCCGAAAACAUGCCCCUGAUCUUGAGAGAAAUCCGGAUCCGUAAGAUGGGCCAUUCCUCCUCUCGUGUGCACCCCCAGAGCCGAGGGGAAGAGCCCGUUGGUGGCCCGAGUGGGGCAGCAGUCAAGAGCAAAGUGAUUGAUUAUGGGCACGCCAGCAAAUACGGUUACACAGAAGAUCCUCUGGAAGUGCGUCCCUACAAUCCCGAGGCGCUGCCUGCAGAGCCUCUGGAGCCACGUGUCUAUAAUCCCGAAGCACCCAGCGGGGAGAACAGGGAGGACUUCCAACGAGAGCAGAACAUGUCCAUGAGUGUCUCCUCCUCGAGCGUGACGUGCAAUCCGGUGUUUCCAGUUGAAGAGUUAAUAAAGCCGACGGGGUUCCAGAGUGAUUCCUCAAAUGCUCCAUCGUUCUUUCCAGCGGAGACUCCAGGAAAGGUGUCCGGAUUGUGUGUGGCACCCUCUGGACUCACCGUGGUGACAUCUGUCUCCCAGCCUGCAAUACCUCUGGUCAUGCCACCCAUGGUGCCACCUGUCUCCCAGCCUGCAGUGCCACCUGUGCUGCCACCUAUGGUGCCACCUGUGUCCCAACCUGCUGUCCCUCCAGUCAUGCCACCUAUGAUGCCACCUGUGUCUCAGCCUGCAAUCCCACCAGUCAUGCCACCUGUGUUGCCACCUGUCUCCCAGCCUGCAGUGCCACCUGUCAUGCCUCCCAUGAUGCCACCUAUGAUCACCCCCUUGGCACCCAUGCUGGCACCUGUCAUGCUGACUUUUGUCCAGCAGUCGAUGACCCAGCACGUGAUGCCACCAAUAAGCCACCCACCUUUUUCACCUGAACUCCUUGCAAAACUCAGCCAGCAUGAGAGAAGCCAGCAUGAAUCUGGGACAAGCCAGUCGGUUGCCCCCAGUGCCCCGGGGGCAGGACAGAAGCCCUUCCAGCCCAAGGCUGAGGGGCCCAUUAAAUCUCCUUUUGGGAUCGUGAAGGCAUCGUGGCUUCCUGCCUUUCUCCAGGCUGAUUCCCAGAAGAUACAAAGACUGCCCACCCCCUCAAUGAUGAAUGACUACUAUGCCACAUCUCCAAGAAUAUUCCCACAUAUGUGUUCUCUGUGUAACAUUGAAUGCACUCAUAUGAAGGACUGGAUUCUGCACCAGAACACUCCUUCCCAUAUCGAAAGCUGCUGCCAGCUCCGGCAACAGUACCCUGACUGGAACCCUGAGUCUCAUUCCUCCAAGAGAAAUGCUGGCGAGAGAAAAGAGAACCAGACCCCCAAGCGCCGCUCCAACUCGGCCAGCCCCAGCCCGCGCCGCUCCCGCUUCUCCAGCUCCAGCCAUGUCCCACGCCGCUCCCGCUCCCGCUCCCCUGGGCGCUUCCGGCCAGCCAGGCCCCGCAGCCGCAGCCCGCGGCAGAUGCGGCGGCUCAGCCUGAGGCACAGGUCGAGGUCACCCCAACGAUCCAGGAAUCCCUUGAGGACUCAUUCCCGGGCUCGGAGGUCUUCCAGUAGCGACCGGUCAUCGAGGAGGCCGACGCGAUCUCAAGACAGAAAGUCAGCUCUGGAGGAAGUAGUGAAAAGUUUGGGGCCUGGCUUUGUAGCAGAGUACAAUAAACAUAAGUCCCUCCAAGCAGCUGGGCAGGGAUCCUCGGGGUUGGCAAAGUCCUCACCCUCCCAUGGAACCUCAGGGAAGAAGCCUGGGAAUGUGAAGAAGCCACCCAAAACAAGUGGUUCUCUGAAGGCUUCCAAGAAAGACGUGCCUUCUGUGUCUGGGUCAAGCUCAUCUCCUGGAACUGAUGAUUUACCCCAAAGCAAAGAAACAGAAGAGAAUGAAGGGGGUUCAUCCACAGAGCCCAGUGCCCCUCGACCUGUUCCCUACAAUAGGCUGUUGAGAAAGGAAUUGCUCUCUUGUGGGACAGUCCUUCAAAUAACUGGCCUCCCAGAUGAUGGCUUUUCAGAUCAAGAUAUUAAAAAGAUCGUUCAGCCAUUUGGCAAAGUCAGUGAUUUCCUGGUACUUCGCUCUAAAAACAUGGCCUUCUUGGAGAUGAACUACAAAGAAGCUGUGAUAGCAGCUGUGAAAUAUGGGAAGACGGUGCCAGUGCUGGUCAAUGGGAAGCAGGUGAAGAUUAGUGUGGCAGAGAAGCCAAAAGUAUCUUCUGGCCAGGCCAAAACAAGCAUCAGAAAAAAGGCUCAGAGUAUUAAAAAGGUUGCACCAAGUAUAAAAAAAGAGAAGAAAACCACCAGCAAGACAACUAAACCCAUUGCAGGUAAAAAGGAGAAGACUAAGAGACCAACAAAGACAGGAGUUAGCAAACCCAAGAAAACUUCAAAUACUGCAGCAGCAAAGCCUGUAGCUGCAGAAUUUCAGACCUCAGCAGAAGCUGAAAUGGAAGCUGGGGACACAAAGCUGCCAGACCCAAAGAAUGUCCCAGAAGGGGACAGAGUUCCUGUGUCUGUGAAGACAGAAGAGGCUGAGCCCGAAGAUGGGGCUAAACCCCCAGCUGCACUGGAGGUGCCUCACGUGGCAGCACUGGAUGUGGAUGGGUUAAAUCAGCCUUCAACUGAUCAAGCUACCAAAGUGACCUCAAAGAGUGAAGAGCCACCAGAACAAGCCAACAAGGAGCUGGAUGAUACAUGUGUGGUGGUCAUUUCAAACUUGCCUGAGAAAGGAUAUUCUGUUGAGGAGGUUUCCAACCUGGCAAAGCCAUUUGGGGGACUGAGGGAUGUGCUGAUUUUAUCAUCUCAUAAAAAGGCCUAUAUGGAAAUAAGUAGGAAAUCUGCAGAUUCCAUGGUUAAAUUUUACACCUGCUUCCCAAUGUCUCUGGAUGGGAACCAGCUCAGCAUCAGAAUGGGGCCUCAGUGGAGCACUGUCAGAGAUGAAGAAGCAAUAUUUACUGCUAUAAUUAAAGACUCUGACCCCAAGGUCAACACUGAAACUCUGCAUAACCAGUUUGUGCACCUGGGGAACCUGCCAGCUGAUGGCUACAGAGAACUUGAAGUAGUUUGUGUGGGACUUCGGUUUGGGAAGGUGGAUCAUUAUGUUGUGCUGAAGAAUAAAAACAAGGCCAUUCUCCAGCUGGAUAGUCCCAAGUCAGCCCGAUCCAUGUACAGCUUCCUGAAGCAAUAUCCCUACAGCAUGGGGGAGCACACCCUGACCUGCACGUUGUCACCCCGAGGAGAGGCUGCUGAGGCUGACCCUGUGGCAGAAGAGGUGAAGCCAGAGGAGCCCAGCCCAGCAAGCUCUGGCUUGAAAAAAUAUCCAGAGGGAUCAGGAGUGGUGCAAACAGCAGCUGCUAAUCCUCCAGUAGAGCCCAGUGUGGCACAGGAAGGACCCGUUGCCAUCUGUCAUGUCAAGGACCAGAUGUCAGCAGUGCAGCUUGAGCCCUCUGAGUCCCAGCUGGACAGAGCGCUCAGGGAGUCACCAGCACAGACAUCUGUGGAGGACCUGGAUGCUGGAGUAGAAGCUACUGUGGUGUCCAUCAAACCCACCAGUACCCAGUCACCUGAGGGGAAGCCAGAAGAGAUGCAGCCGCCACCUGCCAGUGUGCAGGAAGAGGAGGCAGUUAAAGACAGUGCCCACCCAGAGCUGUUGGAACCUGCUGCUGUGUCUUCAUCAGAGAAGGAGAUCAAAGAGAAAGGUGAAGAGUUGCCUGCUCCCCCCGUUGAGCCAGCACAAGAGCUGUCUGAUGGGGGCAAGGCUGAAGAUGUGCCCUCAGAUGGUGCAGCAGGGGGACACCUGGGGGCUGUCCCUGAGCCCGUGCCCCCCGGGAGUGAUGCAGCUUCAGUGAAGAUGGUGUCACCGGUUGUCACACCCGCAAACCACAAGUCGGAUGCUCCUGAAAACAAUCCUGUUUCUGAUCCUGUGAAAACCAAAGAUGAAAUGCCUGUAACUCAGAUAACAGAGAAGAAACCCAUGCUUAAAACUGGGGCAGCUGAGGAGAAGAAGCUGGACGUUGCUGGAGCAGACACAGAGGUGAAACCAGAAGAGUCUGCCCUCAAAGCUGGAAGAGCUGCUGAAGAGAACCCUGACAAGCUUUUGGUCAAGGCUGGGGCAGAGACAGAGAAGAAGACUGAAAAAAUUGUGGCCAGUGUUGGGAUUGCUGUGGAAAACACUGCAAAUGCUGUCAGUGAGAACAGUGAGGGAAGUUUAAUCAACACCCAGCAAAACAAAGAGACAGGACUAGCAAAAACUGAUGAAACCCACCAACCAGUUACAUUCAACUCCUCUUUAUCUGCCAAGGAACCCUCCUCUGUUGGUAUAACACUUUUAAAGGCAGUGGUGUCUCUCCCAGAUAUAUUGAAGUCAAGGGUUCCAGUGAGGAGAAAGAAGCCUUUGCUGUGCAAAGGAGGGGGUAAGAAAGCUCCCUUGAAACCUAAGCCCCAAGGCCAAGCAGUGGUGGAGAAGAAGAUGGCCCACAAAGAAGAGGACCAUCCACAACCUGGGAGCAGCCAAGCAAGUCCGGGAGAUGGCAGCAGCAAAUGUAAAGUGAGCAGAAGUUCUGUUGGUGGUGGAAAGGGAGGCAAUGGGAGGAAUUCAUCCCAGCAAGAGAAGGACUCCCGAGUGGAAUCUAGGGCUAGUUCAAAACAGUCUCAAGAGGGAGAGAGUAGAUCAUCCAGCAUGAAGACAGACAACAGCAGCAAUAAGGCUCCUGUGGGUGGCAAUGCUAAGGCUUCCAGGAGUGGCAGCAGCAGCAGUGCAAAGCAGAAAGAGGAAGAAGAGCUGUUUCCAUUUAACCUGGAUGAGUUUGUCACCGUGGACGAGGUGGUGGAGGAGGUCGAGUCUCCCGUGAAGACACGGCGAAAUCCACCCAGGGUGAAGAGAAAAGUUGGUGCUAAAACCACCUCCUCGUCUGAGCCUGGCUCCAAGAGGAGGAAAGGGAAGAGCUCGGUGGCACGUCUGCCCGAGAGUGAGCUCUCUUUUGUCACUCUGGAUGAGAUUGGGGAGGAGGAGGAGGUGGCUGCCCAGCUCAUGGCAGUGACUAAUUUGGAGGUGCUCAGUGACCCGCAGGGCCUGGUCGUGGUGGAUGAAGUGAUGGAGGAGGAGGAACUUCUGUCAGAAGCUGUGAAGGACCCGCAGUCGCUCGUUACGUUGGAUGAGAUCUCUGAGCAGGAGGACCUUGGUUCUCGUAAAGGUGUCCCCGGGUCUGCUUUUGAGGAGCAGGAUUUGAAAGCUGAGCCCUUGGUGACUGUGGAUGAGAUUGGGGAGGUGGAAGAGCUGCCUCUGAACGAGCCGACGGACUUGAGCCUUGAGGAGGUGCCGAAGCAGAAGGACAAGGUGGCUGCUGAGAAGGCUGGAAGUGGUGCUUCCUCUCAGGUGCCUGAUGAUCCCAGUGCUCUGUUGACAGUGGAUGAAAUCCAGGAGGACAGUGAAGAUAACCCCCUGGUGACUUUGGAUGAGGUUAAUGAAGAUGAAGAUGAUUUUCUGGCCGAUUUCAAUCGUCUAAAAGAGGAACUAAACUUUGUGACAGUGGAUGAAGUUGGAGAGGAGGAUGAGGAAGAAGAAAACACUUUACCAGGGACAAAUGUGAAAGAGGAUGAAGACAAGGAAGAUUCUGUUGCUGUUGCAGGACCAGAAGAAGAGGAAAAUGCUGCCAUUGCAGGACCAGAAGGGGAGGAGGUUGUGGCUGUUGCAGGACCAGAAGAAAUGCAAGUUCUGAGAGAUACGAGUCCAGAAGAAGAAAGGACUGCAACCCCAAAGUCAAAAGUGGAUCAGCUGGGAUCUGGAGAUAAGGACCCAGUGUCUAAGCAGAAGAAAAAGGCUCCUUCAGAGGCAUCAAAGACACAGAGUACCCCAAGAGAUCUGGAUUACCUGCUCCCAAAGGCUGGCUUUUUCUGUCAGAUCUGCUCGCUCUUCUACGCAGAUGAAACCUCUGUGAAAAACCACUGCAAGACAGCCCUUCAUCAGCAGAACAUGGAGAAGUUCAUGGCCAAGCAGCAGCAGCAGGAGGAUAACGAUGGGGAAGAGCAGAGUUCCAGGUGAUGGGAGGAGAGGAGAAUCCUCUCAGUGAACUAAACUUAGGGUCCAGUCAAUUUUGUGUAUUUUGUUAUGAGUUCAUUUGUAAUUUUGUUCCAGAAAGAAGCUUUCAUGUUGUAUAAAGUUGAGCUCAGCAUAGACAGACUAAAAGAAAAAAAACAAACCAUUUGGUGGCUUUGAUUUGUAUAUCAAAUCAUGGGGGUUGGAGGAGAUUUCUUUCACAAGUAUCAACGUGAAAUAAAUGUUCUUACUGUAUAGUUACCACCA